AUGUCGAAGUUUCUGGAUAUACUUUCAGAGCGAGUUCCAUAUGUUACGAUACCUGACGUCAAUGAGGAAAGUUUCAGCUUGUUAUUAAGAUAUUUAUAUAGUGGCACGUUAUCUCUGGAGGGUCUUUAUCCGGCAGAGAUAUUUGACCUAUAUCAUGCUGCUUCAAAAAUUGGAUUUAUUUUGUCAAUUACACAUUUCGAAAAUAAUUAA
Molecule: messenger RNA, 210 nt
Organism: Dentiscutata erythropus
Lineage: Eukaryota; Fungi; Glomeromycota; Glomeromycetes; Diversisporales; Gigasporaceae
Source: the annotation of a GenBank genome assembly